CGCUAAUCCCAACUGGAAAAACUUCCAGUCCCUUCCCUGUCACGAGCCCGCGCCGUCAUCUCUUGUUUUCUAUUCCCCGCCAGAUAUUAUUUCUUGUCCUUUGUUUUCCUUUCACACAGAUUUAAACGCGCUGGGCGUGGUAUCAUUAUGGAUUUCGACCAAUCCCCAGAUCGUCGAGCCUCACAGGCGAGCUUCUUGUCUUUACAGCAGCUUGACCCUUCCCCGAUCGAUUCUCCGCCAGCAGAUCCGUCUAUUGACCGCCGGGACCUCGGGCCACCGCCGAGAGGAAGUGAUGAUGGAUAUGAGAUGGUCGAUGCCGAUGAUAUGGAGAGGAGCUCAGCAACUAUCAAGGCUCCUUCGACCGGUGCUCCCGGGCUGAGCGCAAGUACAAACCUCACAAAUGGAGCUACAGGUCCAGGCCCAAUCUUCUAUCUUAUGCGAAUCCAGAAGUUCUCGAGCUAUGCAAUGGGUCUAUUCACCUCCCUCCAUCUCGCCAACGUUUCCCUCAUCCCCGCUGUUACUCGCUCUGUCCCUGGCUCCGAGACGUACCUCCUCAUGACUCGUGAAAUUUACCAGACCUCCCUUACGGAACCAAUUCUCGUCGCUCUCCCUGUUAUUGCCCAUAUUGGAUCAGGAAUUGCUCUUCGACUAUUGCGGAGGUCACAGAACAUGAAACGCUAUGGUGCUGCGACCCCGGGAAUGUACGCUCUCCAUCGUUCAAGGACGGAACUCGAGGAUCAAAGAAGGGCUUCUUCGCCGUGGCCAGCACUGAGCUAUAUCUCGAUAUCCGGUUAUGCUUUUUCCGUCUUCUUCGCCGCCCAUGUCUUUGUCAAUCGUGUUCUGCCCUUACAGGUUGAGGGCGACAGCUCUAACAUUGGUCUCGCCUACGUCGCACAUGCUUUUGCUCGACAUCCUAUUACUUCUUGGGUUUCUUAUGUUGGCCUUCUUGCCGCCGGUUGCGGCCAUAUGAUCUGGGGUCAGGCCAAGUGGUUUGGUCUAUCACCUACGACGAAAUACAUCUGGGGUACAAGUACCGCACCCGCGGAGAAGAGGGCGAGGAAGCAAAGGAGAAGGAGAUGGGUCGCUCUCCACGGAGCAUCGGUGGCUUUUGCUGCUCUCUGGGCAGUUGGAGGCCUAGGAGUUGUUGCGAGGGGAGGCCUCAUGGAAGGCUGGAUUGGAAAGGUGUAUGAUGAUAUCUUCGCAGCGGUGGGAUUGUGAGGGCAUAGUUGAUCUAGCAUCAUUGGAGUUUGGGUUCGUUUACAUGGGAGAUGUUGAACUCCUCUCUUUAUACGCAUAUUAUGGAAAUACCCUACGCCUAUACGUUGGAGAAUGAAGUAGAUACGCAUGAAUGCAUCAGGAAACUAAGACAAUAUGAUAAUCCACUAGAAUGUUAG
Messenger RNA from Fusarium oxysporum Fo47, 1394 nucleotides. RefSeq names its product MCP1 family protein. The transcript is spliced from 2 exons. Bases 148 to 1218 code for a protein of 356 amino acids. The record is from RefSeq and is a predicted model, not a curated record. Lineage: Eukaryota; Fungi; Ascomycota; Sordariomycetes; Hypocreales; Nectriaceae. Gene Ontology annotation, cellular component: mitochondrial outer membrane. Gene Ontology annotation, biological process: lipid homeostasis; mitochondrion organization.